GUACAUAAUAUAUCGACUCACUCUCAGUUUGCAGUCAGUUUUCCACGCGGCAGGAUCAGUUACAAUUUCCAAGCGGGAUUUUACUUGUGUUGUUAUAAUAGCUGGAUACUCUAAAAGGGCUAUAGCACUGAAACGAAAACAAAAUAUUCUAGCCAAUAGCAACCAGGCUAGAGCAGUGUUGUACCAUUUUGUAUGAAUACCUGAUUGGCCGAUAGCACCGGCUCAAUAGCGCCAUCGCGAGCUUAUAAAUAAGAUUGCGAAGCAGCGCUGGACCUCUUUUCCACAGUAUUAGGUCGAGGGAAUAUUUGUCGUGUUAUUUAAGUGAGCUAACUCUAAAUUCAGAAUGCCGGAAACCUCAAAAGUAAAUGGAUAUGCUAAAACAAAUGGACACAGUUAUGAUAUGGAGGAUGGAUCUGUGUUCUUGUUCACGUCGGAAUCUGUCGGCGAGGGUCAUCCAGAUAAAAUGUGCGAUCAAAUAAGUGACGCUAUUCUUGAUGCGCAUUUAACACAGGACCCAGAUGCAAAAGUUGCCUGUGAAACCGUCACAAAAACUGGAAUGAUCCUGUUGUGCGGUGAAAUAACAUCAAAAGCAAAUGUUGACUAUCAGAAAGUUGUUAGAGAGACUGUCAAACAUAUUGGCUAUGACGAUUCCUCCAAAGGGUUUGAUUACAAGACAUGCAGUGUGAUGCUGGCCCUGGACCAACAGUCGCCAAACAUUGCUGCUGGGGUGCAUGAGAACAGGAAUGAAGAUGAAGUUGGGGCUGGCGAUCAGGGCUUGAUGUUUGGCUAUGCCACAGAUGAGACAGAAGAGUGUAUGCCACUCACAGUGGUGCUGGCUCACAGGCUUAACCAAAAAAUCGCAGAACUCAGACGGAAUGGCGAAUUUUGGUGGGCGCGCCCUGACUCCAAAACACAGGUGACUGCGGAAUACGUGUUCGCGGGCGGAGCUACUGUCCCUCAGCGAGUGCACACCGUCGUGGUCUCUGUUCAGCACUCCGAGAAAGUAUCUCUGGAGACUCUGCGUGAUGAAAUCAAAAGCAGAGUUAUAAAAGAAGUUAUCCCUCCACAAUACUUCGACGAGAGGACAGUUGUACACAUCAAUCCUUGCGGAGACUUCAUCAUUGGCGGGCCUCAGUCGGACGCGGGGCUGACGGGGCGCAAGAUCAUCGUGGAUACGUACGGCGGCUGGGGCGCGCACGGCGGCGGCGCUUUUUCGGGCAAGGACUUCACCAAGGUGGACCGCUCGGCCGCCUACGCCGCGCGCUGGGUGGCCAAGUCGCUCGUGCGCGCCGGUCUCUGUCGCCGCUGCAUGGUGCAGGUGGCGUACGCAAUAGGUGUCGCCGAGCCGCUGUCCAUAACCGUCUUCGACUACGGCACGUCGCACAAAACACAGCAAGAACUUCUUUCCAUCGUAAAAAAGAACUUCGACCUCCGACCGGGGAAAAUCGUCAAAGAUCUGAACCUCCGAGCGCCGAUAUACCAGAAGACCAGCACAUACGGGCACUUCGGGCGAGAGGGCUUCCCGUGGGAGAACCCCAAGCCGCUCGUGGAUUGACUUGGGGCGUGAGCGCGUAGCACCAUUGUAAAUAUUUCAUCAGUAAUUCGAACUUUGUACGUGUUUCCGUAGCGAGGUGGAAUGCCUCGCCGACUCUGUAGGAGUAUAGAUUAUUUGUUAUUAUAGGCUGAGAGCUGAGACGAUUUGUACUGAGUGUUUUGUACGAGUCGAAAACUUCGUGAAGGGAUUCGGUAGGAAGAAGUGUAGCGUAAUUUUAGCUUCUCUAUUUCGUAUAUUAAAUAGAGUUUGGAAAUGGUAUUAGGUCCAGGGUUAUUCUAACAGUUUAGUAAAAUUUUAAGAUAAAUUUUAGACAGAUAUAAAACACUUGACGAAUUGUCCACCAGCUCUUAGACCGCUACGACAGAUCUCGCGAAUGAUAAGAUGUUGACCGUUUGACAUUCAUUUGCGCGAUUCACUUUAAUUGUUAAGUAUUCGUUAAAUUAGUUCGAUAGGCGUAAAGGGUGCCGUCAUUUAUGAAUUUGAGUUAGUUCGGGGGGAAGCGGCAGUCCUACUGGAACACUCGACAGUUAGCGACCGAUGAUUUCCUUGAGCGAGCUACAAGAUUGCCAUUAUUUAAAUGCAUUUUUUUAGUUAAUUAUUCAAACUGACUAAAUAUGAUAAUUAAAUCUGUAAAAUAUUUAAA
Molecule: messenger RNA, 2198 nt
Organism: Maniola jurtina (meadow brown)
Lineage: Eukaryota; Metazoa; Arthropoda; Insecta; Lepidoptera; Nymphalidae
Gene: Sam-S
Product: S-adenosylmethionine synthase
Exons: 11
Coding region: 344-1555 (403 amino acids)
Biological process (GO): S-adenosylmethionine biosynthetic process
Cellular component (GO): cytosol
Molecular function (GO): methionine adenosyltransferase activity; ATP binding
Source: RefSeq, a predicted model, not a curated record